GAACGCCGCAUGACGAGGGCUUUGCAAUCUUGUGUGCUACAACAUCUGGUGAUGGUUUCUCCUUCCGGGACCUUUUUGAUCAGUUAUAUAAGCCUAGUUUCGAACAUGAUAGACCUGAUAGACCCCACCUCCAAAAAACGCUCGAACUCAAUCGACAGAAAGACAACGAGGCGUGAAGAAUGAAGUCGAUUUCGAUCUUACUGAUCGUUUGUGCCUUGGCUUGCUUUUCGGCUUAUAGCAAUGCUUUAGUGCUUCGUUCACUUUCUCGUGCACUUUCUUUCGAUGACCUCAAGCUAUCUAACACUGGAACUCGACUUCCUCGUCCUAGCACGCAGGCUUUCCCCGCUGGGCUUCCUCUCCGACCUCACAGUUCGUUGAACCGAGAUGAUGACGUCCCUCUUAUCCACCAUCCCCCACCUGCCCCCCAUAGCCAAUCUGGCGGGCUACAUGCGGGUAGGAAUUGGGGUGCUAGUUUAACCCCGGCGGGCGAUGAUGAAGGACGCACCUACGGUUAGAAUAGACCUUCGAUAUCUGCAACCCGUUCAGCUUUUCCGAUGACGUCUCAGCACUCCAUAUCUUGCCAAACAACCCCCCCCCCCCCCCUAGUAGCUAUCUAUCGAGUUCUCGUAGUCGUCGGUCUACGCUUUGUCCCUCCUUCAUAUUAUCUUCUAAUUGGCACUAAUAUUAUCCAUCCGCUCAGAAGUUAGCAUAGAUUAUUCUUUUUUUCCUGCCUUAAUUUAAAUCCGCUUGAUCGAUCCAAAAACCCAAGGACCUUCAUUCAUAACUAUUUUCUAUACGGCUGAAUAAAAUCAAACAUGUUUCUCGUUUAUCUUUU
This is a messenger RNA of Puccinia graminis f. sp. tritici CRL 75-36-700-3, 835 nucleotides long. RefSeq lists its product as uncharacterized. The coding region runs from base 180 to 515 and encodes 111 amino acids. The transcript is spliced from 2 exons. The record is from RefSeq and is a predicted model, not a curated record. Lineage: Eukaryota; Fungi; Basidiomycota; Pucciniomycetes; Pucciniales; Pucciniaceae.